Molecule: messenger RNA, 669 nt
Organism: Meloidogyne enterolobii
Lineage: Eukaryota; Metazoa; Nematoda; Chromadorea; Rhabditida; Meloidogynidae
Source: the annotation of a GenBank genome assembly
AUUCCUCUCCCCCUCCCUCUCAACAUUUACUCUUGCAACUUUUCUCUUAUGAUAAAGAUAACUUUUUCGCGUGAUGAACGUCUUGGUUGGUUAACCUUUUGCCCUUCCAAUUUAGGAACAACAAUACGUGCUUCUGUACAUAUUAAAUUACCAAAAAUUAGUUUGAAAGAAAAUUUUAAAAAAAUUUGUGAAGAAUUAAAAUUACAAAUUAGAGGAAUUAAUGGAGAACAUACAGAAACCGAAGAAGAAAACAAUGUUUUUGAUAUUUCUAAUAAAAAACGUUUAGGAAUUAAUGAAUUUGAGGCUGUUAAACAAAUGCAUGAGGGUGUUAAGAAAUUAAUUGAAUUGGAAAAAGGAGAAGAAGAAGAAGAAAAUGAAAAUAAUUAAAAAGAUUUUAAGUGGAGCUGGGUAAUAUUGAACCUGACAGACCACAUUUUUCCUCUCCAAGUUUUUUCUAUAUAUCUAAAGAAUGGUCAGAAUGAUCGGAAUCAAAAAUUAUUAAUUAUUAUUCCCCAUUGGAUGGAAGCAAGGAAUUUAGAAGAAAGAAGUCUGACAAUCUGCAAAUAUAUGUAGGAAGAAACUUGGGGGAAAAAUGGGGUUUGUCUGGUUGUGAGAUAAUAUGCGGAUACCGUUUUUAUGUUUAUAAAUAGAUUUCUAAAUAAAUUUCUA